AUGUCAGCGACGAAGAAAGCAUUGCCGCGUCGCGGUGUAUCUUCGGUUCAAUUUUUCAAACAAAAACCGCAAUUCAGCCAGCGACGAGCAUUCUCAAAGUCUUCUACAUUUCGAACCGCCGCAAAGGAUGGCGAGGUUGAAUCAGCCCGGAAAUACUGUACGGACCUAGUCCGGAAAUAUGAUCGCCCUUCCUUCGUCCUCAGCACUUUCAUCCCUCCGCAGUCGCAGAGCUUCUACCUCGCCCUACAGGCGCUCAACAUUUCGCUAUCCUUGAUCCCCGACACAACCUCCUCACACACAAUCGGCCUAAUGCGUCUCCAAUUCUGGCGCGACACGAUAUCCCGCACAUUAUCCGGCACACCACCAAAAGAACCCGUUGCUGUGUUCCUCAGCGCCGCAAUCGAAGACCUACGAGCGCGGAGCCCAGCCGCGCGCCUUAGCAAGGGCUGGUUCUUGCGCAUGAUCAAUGCGCGCGAGCGGUCGUUGACUAAUACACCUUAUGCGAAUAUCACCGAGCUGGAAUCCUACGCCGAAAACACGUAUUCCACGUUACUAUACCUGACGCUGUCGUCGCUACCGCUAACUUCGCUCACGGUGGACCACAUUGCGUCGCAUAUAGGCAAGGCUGCUGGCAUAGCUGCUGUGCUGCGAGGACUGCCGCUCGUGGCUUUUCCACCGCCACCGAAUCAUCACUCUAAUCAGACAGCUGCUCUGGGUGGACAGAAUACAGCAGGGCAACAGGGAUCUAUUACAUUGCCACUGGACGUCAUGGCGCAAGCAGGGGUCAAAGAAGAAGAUAUCUUCCGCCAGGGCGCAGCAGCGCCCGGUCUGAGAGAUGCGGUUUUUACGGUUGCCACUCGUGCGAAUGACCAUUUAAUUACUGCUCGCCAGAUGCUCAAGAACCUGCGUGAGGGUCAAGACGUCGGGCAUGACUUUGAGCAUGAGGGCGAAGAGGGCCAUGAGUAUGCAGCAAACCAACAACAUACUUCCGACCGAUCACAGUAUGAAACCCAGUUGAAAGAGGUGGAGCGUGGGUUUGGGGUUUUGAUGCCUGCCAUACCAACAGGGAUGUGGCUUGACAGGCUGGAAAAGGUUGAUUUUGAUAUAUUCAACACGGAUCUUCUACGAUCCGACUGGAGGCUGCCUUGGAAAGCCUAUUUUGCACAUCGGAGCCAGUCAUUUUGA
Messenger RNA from Talaromyces rugulosus, 1185 nucleotides. RefSeq lists its product as uncharacterized. Gene Ontology annotation, cellular component: mitochondrion. The transcript is spliced from 2 exons. Bases 1 to 1185 code for a protein of 394 amino acids. The record is from RefSeq and is a predicted model, not a curated record. Lineage: Eukaryota; Fungi; Ascomycota; Eurotiomycetes; Eurotiales; Trichocomaceae. Gene Ontology annotation, biological process: mitochondrial respiratory chain complex I assembly; biosynthetic process.